Molecule: messenger RNA, 2409 nt
Organism: Filobasidium floriforme
Lineage: Eukaryota; Fungi; Basidiomycota; Tremellomycetes; Filobasidiales; Filobasidiaceae
Exons: 7
Coding region: 1-2409 (802 amino acids)
Source: RefSeq, a predicted model, not a curated record
AUGACUAACACUCCGCUAUACAGCAAUCACUCCGACUGCCGUAUCCCUCUCUUCAUCAUCUUCAUCAUCAAUCAGACUGAUAUGAACUAUCCCUUCCCUUAUCACGGCCAAGCAGCGAUGCGAGCCCAGCCUUACGCCCAGUAUCCUUAUCCUUAUCCUUAUCCCUAUCCGUACCCACAGUGGCCUCAGCAGUACCCUAUCCCAGGCACAUCCUCCAUAUCCGCUUCGAGUAGCUAUCUUGCUUCCCGAUGGCAUGCCGCAUUCUCGCCUAAUCUCAUCAUCCUGGUGAUCAUGGCCGGCGUAAUUGGGUGGUGGCAGUUUGGUAGCGCGUUUCUAGGAAACGAGAGAUCAAGAAAGGAAUACAUAACAGCUGGAGUUCAGGCAGGGGCUGUUCUGCUCCUCCUCAGUGUUGCCGUCAACACGCUGGGCGCCAGCUCGGCUAUCACUCAGUUGGAACUCAGCUAUCAACAUAUGUUGAUUGCUUUGCUUGUAUGUUCGUUGCUCUGGAAUUACGUCGCUUCCGUGGCCAAAGGCAAUGGCAAAGCUACCGACGGAGAAGAUGAUACCGCAAGCAAGGCCUCGAGCUCUAAAUCGUCCUCAAGUCGACCGUCAUCGUCAUCAUCAAGAUCCAGUUCAAGCGCGGCAAAAGAAUCGUCUAGAUCAUCGUCCCGACCAGAUACAUCUUCCAGUAGCUCCUCCAAGAGGCCAUCCUCCAGUUCCGCCGAUCCCCUCAAAGCUUCAAGCGCCUCCAGCGCCGAUCUCUCGAAAUCGUCAAGCUCGAGUUCGAGCAGAUCGAGCAAAUCGAAGGAUACUAGCAGCGAAUCCAAAGAAGAGGAGCGCGAUCCAUGGGAGAAAUCCCAUCCUUCGGCACAUCUCACUUCGGGCGAAACAGACCGCCCAAGGCUGUGGCCAUUCCCGAUCGGAUUCGACAAACCUCGCCCUUCGGGGCAGCAUAAGCUCUGGUGGGAGAGUGGCAUCCCCCACGUUGUGGGAACUAUCGACGGUGGAGCCAAGAGAUCGGGGGUGGAGACCAUUCCGACCCCUUCUUCCUCAGACUCGGCUGCAGGCGCAGAUAGCACCUCAAGCUCCGUCGGAAAGACGGGAUCGACCCUGUCGGGCAAAUCGAUCGAUGACCCUGGCCCUGUCCCGAGAGCACCCGGUAGUGAACCCACGGUAGGGGCUUCCACUCCGUCAGUGACCCGCCCGGAUGCUACGCUUGCAUCUGAUUCUGCGGAUGCUGCAAGAAGACGCGAGAAGUUGAAGGCGAGAUAUAUGCAAAUGAAGAAGGACCCGAACGCAGACCCGGAUGAGUUGCGCAAGCUCAAAAAAACGUUAUUGGAAAGUCCUUCAUCCUCAGCGGGUCUGGACAAGACCAGGAGCAUUCCGUCGAAUCCAGGCGACGCUAUCGAACCCGUGCAGGAAAAGGUUGAUCUGCUGAUGGCCCAAUAUAUGAAGCUCAAGGGAGAUCCCGAUUCUGAUCCUGUCGAAAUGAAGCGCUUGAAGGGCGAACUAGAGCAAUUGAAAGGAGCGAGCCAAGGGCAAGGCUCGUCGUCGAAAGGUUCACAGCAAGAUGCUGAUUCUCGACCGGCUCUCGGCAAUGAAAGCAAAUCCAAAGCCGGAGCUGUUGAUGUUCCGGUACCCGAAGAGGAUGGCAGUGAUGAGCGGCGGCAGCGUUUGAAAGCACUUUACCUCAAGAUGAAGGCCGAUCCCAAUGCCGAUCCCAAGAAGCUAGAGAAGCUGAAGGCUGAAAUACUCAGUUCCAGUUCGAAAGCGAAGGAACCGAAAUCUGUAGCGUUUGAUGUGAAGGAGGGACGAGGAGAUCCAGGAAACGGACCAUCUGCUCCGGUUUCGCAUGGAGCGAGCGGAUCAUCUGGAACCGCUUCCGCAUCAACUCCGCCUAACUUCAAGGGGUCUGAUCCUGCCGCCGAAGCUCUACUUCGUAAGAAGUUGCGCCAACUCAAGAUGGCCAUAGCAUGCGUGGCAGUCGCUAUUUUGAACUUGCCUGUAGGAAUACUGUGCGGCAUAGGGUUUGCAAUUUACAUGCUGGAGGAUAUGUUGGACCCUGGAUCCGACGCAUCGGAAAGCGUCAUUCCUCCCGCAUCGGGAGGAGAAGGUCCACCUAAAGCCGAGUCCACAUCGGCCUCUCGCUCCAGUGACAGCAAGAAAUCGUCAUCCUCCGGGUCUUCGUCUGCUUCGAGGCGAGUGCUCUCAGAAACCGAGAAAGCAUCGCUGCCUACAUCCACCGGAAAGAGCAAGGACAAGGACAACACGGAAAGGUUGCCCCCUGUGUCGAUGAUGUACAUGUCGACUCCGAAUCCCAAAACUCCCCAUGUGUGGAACGGUCCCGAUUUUCCGCUUGCAGUUCAAGGUACAUCGUCGGCGCUGGUCAGUUCAGUGUACACCCCAUGA